AUGGCGUCUGCAGUUGAUUACAGGGGGUCCCUGCCUUUGUCUGUGACUCAGCAGGAAGCUCAAAGGGGCCCCCAGGGCCCCCCCUUCCUCAAUCAAGCAGGCAGGCCAGUAGCAAAUGCACUGGCUGGGGACCCCUACUGGGCAGCAGCAGUAGCAGCAGCAACAGCAGAACAACCAUCAACAGUAUCUGGGGGAUGGCUCUCAUAUGAUGAUGAUACACUACAUUACACAGCAUCGGCGGAGGGGGGGCAGGCCUCUCACCCUACAGCCUCAGUGGACCCCUCUGCAGGCUGGGGUGCUGCUGGUUGGCAUGGAGAUAUAAGAGGUGCCUCAGCAGCAGCAGCUGUUGCUGCUGCAGCAAAAGACAAAAGAAAGGUAGAUGGAGGGGCCCCCAAGGGGCCCAAGGCAGGCGGUAGCAAGCGCUCGCGGCUGCUGCUGUGGGGCGGUAUUUUUUUAUGGUUUAUACUGGCAGCAGCAGUUGUUAAUCUUCAUAUCCAGAGAAGAGGCGAGCUGAUGCAGCAAGCGCCUGCGACUCCUCUACCUCAGCAGCAGCAGCAACAGCAGCAGCAGCAACAGCAGCAGGAGCAACAGCAGCAGGAGCAACAGCAGCAGCAGCAGCAACAGCAGCAGCAGCAACAGCAGCAGGAGCAGCCUUCGGUGCCAAAGCCGCCGCAGCGUAGGCUGCCUUUGAUUCGUGAGCCGCAGCAGGAGCAGCAGAAGCAGCAGCAGCAGCAAGAGCAGCAGAAGCAAAAGAAACAGAAAAAACAAAAGAAGCAGCAUAAGCCUCAACUGAAACUAGAUAUGGUUGUGAGGACCCCUGUCGAUGAUCGCUCCCCCUUUGGUGGUACUCCUACGCGCAUGCAGCUGGGUGUACAGCUGGCUGUAGAUGGAGAGAAUCUAUCAAAGUAUGAAGAGGAGUUUGCUGCUGCUGCUGCAGCAGUAGAACAAGCAUGGGACCAGGCAAGCACCAGCAGCAAGAAAGCCUUCGCCGCUCACUUCCUUCCUAUUGCUGCUACAGGUGUGAGGGUCCCUGCCCCUCUUAUACUGCUGCAGAGGCAUGCAGAUGUAGUGAGGGGGGCUCGUCAUCCUCGUCAGAGUGAUAACCCUAAACAAAAACAGGUGUAUGCAUUUCGUCUUCGUAUUCUUUCAGCUGUAUAUACAGCUGCAAAAGCACGCAUACAAGCACUUGAUGGCAUAGAAGCAUACUGCAGUAUGAGUGGAGUGGGAUCGCGCCUCCUCGGCAUGAAACCAGCUCCAAUUGCUACAGCAGCAACUCCUGUUUCUGCUGCUGCUGCUGCUGCUGCUGCUGGUGCUCCUGAGGGAGGGGUGGGGGGCCCCAAGACGGGGGCCCCCGAAGAAGAUACAAUUUCGUUUAAGGAGUUUGUGGGGAUGCUGGGGGGUCGGCCUGUUGCAUGCAGAGAGCAGCGGGAUGCAGGUGAUGAGCGCCCCGCUCGGGUGUCUAGGCAGCUCGCUGUGCGGCUGGCGAAUGUAUUGAGGCGUGAUGAUCUACAAGCUGCACAGACACUCGAUACAAUUCAUAUAUUUCAAAGUUUUUUAAGUGAUAUAGGGGAAGAUGUUUCACCUAUUCCUCCUGAUGUUGCGGCUGCUGCUGCUGCUGGAUCUGGACCUGCUGCUGCUGCUGCUGCUGCUGCUGUUGUUGCUUCUCCGGCGUCACCAUGGGGGGGUCGGUUUCAAGGAGAAGAAAUUGCAGUUCCUUUCUCUCCCGGGCAGCGCCCCUUUCAUGUGCAGGCGUUUAAGAAGGCGGUGCUGAUGCAUGACCAGUGGACCAGAGCCCGUAUCCUAUCGGCGGAGGCGGUGGCUUCAUGGGGUGACCAGUGGUCCGACCAGAAGGUGCAGCAGUUGCUGCAAACCCUAGAAAAAAAAGAAAUGGAAUGCAUGCAACAAAGACAAAAACUUAAAACAGAAGCACAACACCUUGUAGAGUGGAUGGAAAGCCCUUCAGGGGCACCCAUACAUGAUCUAUACACCCUCGCGGUAGCGCUGCUGUAG
This is a messenger RNA of Eimeria mitis, 2010 nucleotides long. RefSeq lists its product as uncharacterized. Lineage: Eukaryota; Apicomplexa; Conoidasida; Eucoccidiorida; Eimeriidae. Gene Ontology annotation, cellular component: trans-Golgi network; endosome; trans-Golgi network transport vesicle. Bases 1 to 2010 code for a protein of 669 amino acids. The record is from RefSeq and is a predicted model, not a curated record. The transcript has a single exon.